UCAUAUAUUCUUAGAUAAAGAGCGCAGCAAGUGGAGUGCGUUCAAGUUUUUGCGCUGUGUUGUUGUGACGGGUAACGAGACCAGACCUGCCCUGCGAGGAGUUUGUAGUCUCCAUAGAAAUUAUGACAACAACAUGUUGCAGUCCGUGAAAAUGGCUUGAGAGGGUUUAAUGUUUCUCGGGUUGUUUGUCACUGUUUGCUCAUACAGUUCCACCUGCGCUCCGGGGUCAAUGUAAAAUAACUAAAGGCAACAUACUGCAGGUCAAGCAUUUAACAAAAAAAGAAGAAGAAAAAGUAGUUUGAAAAGUUCCACAGAUAUUCUAAUAAAUAUGGCGGGAAAAACUGACAUGGAGAGGAUUGGAAUCUUCCAGGAGAUGGGUUACGUCUCUAUUGGUGACCGCUACAAAACAAAAGGAGUUCAGUUCAAUACUUCAGCUGGCAAAGGAAAGCAGAUGCUUCCUGGAGGAUCAAAAGAAAGAUCUGCUCUCCAAGCUGGUUAUUUUGAUAACAAAUUCCAGAGAAUUUUAGAGGGGGAAGCAUACUCAGAUCCUAUCAAAUUACGAAGACUGAAUCGAUUAAAUGAGGCCAAGAAAAACAUUGGGAAGGCAUUUUUCCCCAGCAACACUGGGAAAAGACCCUCUGGUCUGGGGAAUCACUACGGAACAUUUGCUGGGGCAAUUGGAGCAUUCAGUCCCAUCUCUAAAGGAAGAUCACAGUCUGCAACACACAGCAGGAAUUUUGUGACAAACCCAAGCAAAAAAGGCACUGGUUAUGGUUACGUAAAAGUAACUUUAGGUGAAUAUGAGAAACACUUACCUGACCCAUUUGAUACACAUAAAGAGAUGACAAAGAAAGAGAACGAAUCCCACAAGGCAGCCUUGAAAGGCGCAGCGUUCAAACUCAACAUGCAUCCUAAGGCUUACUUUGAUAGUAACCCUUACGCCACAGACAAACCCCUGGGGCCCAAAAAGGAGGAGCCCAAGAGAAUACCGGUGAACCCAUUCAAACCUAGCUCGCCGGGCAAAAGUCCAGCAGGAAUGAAGGCAGGCACCUUUGACCCCUACCCAUCCCACUCUGCUGACCCGUACAAGGUGCUCCGCAACACACGGGCUGUGAACAUUGUCAACAAAACUGGCAAGACCUUCAUGCCCACACCUGGCCCUAAAUCUACACCUGUCACCUCAAUAGUUAACCAGAAUGUUCAAAGAUCCAUAAACAGUCAGAACUACAGAUCCUAUACAACACUAUCAGCAUUUUAACUCUGGUGUGUUCCUUUAGUGAAGAGUGUAUAUUGUACAUUUUGACUUCUUUCCCUGAUGUGUCAAAACUGAAUCUGGAAGACUUGCUCAGUAUUUUUGACAGACCAACUUUUCACUCCUGUUACAUCUGUCAGACUUCAUGGUCUGAUAUUUCACAGAUUUGUGCUGACAUUAUACUGCUGAUCCAAUUGCCCCUGUAUAUAGUUAUGUUUUGAUAGACAGUAUCAAAGUUUGAAUUCUAAAAGCCAUGGUCUUAGAAAUUGAUAUCUUGAGAUUAACUAUAUCAGAGAUUUUUUUAGACUACCGGUACAUGUGUGCCAGUGACGUACUUUUUGAUAUAAUCAUAAAGUAAUCAGUUGAAAAUAUUUGAUUUUAUAUAACCACAAACAGUAUUCACUGUAUUAAAGAUAUUGUUUUACACUACAUGUAUGCCAGUGCAGGACUUUUUGAUAUAAUCAUGAAGUAACAAAUUGAAAAUGUUUGAGUUUAUAAUCACCGACAGUUUUGCAUACGUACUGCUACAUGACUUUAUGAACCAUCUGUGUUCAUUGCUUUUUCGUGUUUCAUAAUGUAGCUGUAUUACUUGCAUACGUGAGAGGUAUUGUUUGCAAAUUCUAGAAGUGGACCUUGAAUUGAGCGUUAUCUGCCUUUUAAGGCUGUACUUGUUAAUAUAGUCAUAUCGUUUGAUUUUAUAGGACUUUAGUAGUACCAUAACCUUUAAUUGGUAGUGAAUUAUUUUCUAUGAAGGCAUAUUUUUCCACCAAAGUAUUUACAAAUAUAUUUGUAUUCUAUCAUAUAGGGAUGCUGAUGAGACUUUCUUUGAAAGCAGAUGUUGGAUUAAAGUUUGGUCAAGUUAGUUUGACUGUUGUUGAAAGUGUUGUCAAUAAAUGUAAA
This is a messenger RNA of Liolophura sinensis, 2152 nucleotides long. Its product is annotated as cilia-and flagella-associated protein 96-like. Bases 329 to 1258 code for a protein of 309 amino acids. The transcript is spliced from 8 exons. Gene Ontology annotation, cellular component: centrosome; cytoplasmic microtubule. The record is from RefSeq and is a predicted model, not a curated record. NCBI's taxonomy places the organism in Eukaryota, Metazoa, Mollusca, Polyplacophora, Chitonida, Chitonidae.